Messenger RNA from Actinia tenebrosa (Australian red waratah sea anemone), 2757 nucleotides. RefSeq names its product protein hedgehog. NCBI's taxonomy places the organism in Eukaryota, Metazoa, Cnidaria, Anthozoa, Actiniaria, Actiniidae. Gene Ontology annotation, molecular function: patched binding; calcium ion binding. Gene Ontology annotation, biological process: intein-mediated protein splicing; cell-cell signaling; protein autoprocessing. The record is from RefSeq and is a predicted model, not a curated record.
GCUAAAACCAAAACAGUGACAUUGUUAACGGCUGAGGAAUCAUCGUUGUUCAGUGAAGCAAAACAAAUCGUCGAUCCCAUUUGCUUUUUUCGAUUCCUUCCUUGUGGGCUAAAGUAUUGCUACAGCAUUCGCCUUACAAAAAUAUAGAUUUCAACAAUGAAAGCGGUGGUGCUCUUGUUGUCGUUUCUCUUCAGCACAGCCAGUGUUUCAUUUGCAAAGCCCGAUACUUCAUGGUUCAACUCCCCAAGAGUAUCCAAAAUCAAGUCACCAAAUCUUGAGCAAAUAAAAAUGGGGCCAAAACAACUGGACAGCCAUCACGUGAUGCAAGUGAACAGACAAAAACUGAAGACGAUUACAGAUGUAAUAGAUGAAACGUUGAAUGGUCAUAYGCACGACUCGAAGGACGACGGGGUUAAGGCUGAAGAACUGGUAUUCAAACCAUCUGGUUGCUAUGCUGACGACCCGACGAAUCGUGCAUUACCGGAGCUGCUGGAAGACCUUCAGCCCAGCAUCGAUUGGAUGGACUUGAAUAAAACCAUCAACUAUUGCGCAAAGCUCGCUAAAAAGGCAGGUUACACUGUUUUUGCACUGCAGAAAUUUGGCAAGUGCUACAGCGGAAAGGACGCCUUGAGUACGUAUGAUAAGUACGGUACUUCCACCGAAUGCGUGAAAGGUGUAGGAAGAGAUGGCGCUAACUUUGUCUAUUUGUUCAAACUGCCCGUUGUACCCAUGAAGCGACCAACAGUACACUGCUUUCCCAAGACAUCACAGGCCGAGCUCCCUGGCAACCGUUUGGUUGCUAUGGCAGAUCUAAAAUUAGGAGAUCGAGUCAAAACUUUAGACUCUCAAGGCAAGCCCAUCUUCAGUGACGUCAUCGCUUUUCUUCACCGACACGAGGAUGCUGAAGCAGAAUACUUAUCACUUGCUAUGGAAAAUGGCCGCAGUUUGAAGGUUUCGAGGAAGCACCUUGUAUUCCGAGUGGAUGGCAACAUUAAUGAAAUCAAUGCUGUAUACGCAUCAGAUAUAAAGGUUGGAGAUAUAUUAAAGACUGGCCCUGAUGGACAGAGCUCAGUGACUGAAAUCACCAUGACAACACAUGUAGGGGUUUACGCACCCCUUACAAGGCAUGGCACCAUGAUAGUCGAUGGAGUUCUCGUGUCUUGCUACGCCCAUUGGUAUUCACAUACAAUAGCUCAUUUAUCAAUGGCCCCACUGCGCAUGUGGACGGAAAUUACGUCACUACUGACGUCAUUCAGCAAGUUGUUCAUAAACCAUAGUUUCACUAGUCUGAAGAGCGACUUUGAAGGGGUUCACUGGUACGCCGAGUCUCUCAUGAGUAUUGCACAAAAAUUCGUACCACUGAAUUAAGCUGGAAUUUAAUAGCAUGCAGACAUUGUUUUAUUAAAUACAUGAACGACAUUCUCCAUGGAUACUGUCAUUCUUAAUUCAUCGACUUUCAAGUACAUGCAAGAUGAACUUGGCUGUUGCAGAAAGUGUUGCCUUGAGCUUUGUUUACGCGGCUUGCAUGCACCGGAGAAAUAUGAAGUUCAUAACUCAUUCGGUAAAUUAGAGAGGAUUGUCCUACAUGUAUAGUAUACAUUUCUCAGCCUCGAUUGCCUAAACGUGCUUUGUCCACUCAAAUAUACCAACAUAUUCGGAAAAUAGCCAAUGGAGGAGACUGCCCUGCAUGUAUAUUACACCACAUCAGCCCUGGCAACCUAAAAAACCUCGAUCUUUUUUGUUAAUAAAAGUUUUUUUUACCAUGCAUACACCAUGGCAUAACGGUUGACUAUAUAAAGGCUGUGAAGAACGUCGAACUGAAAUGCGGCCUAGCAUAAAGAAGUGAUGUGAAGUGCUGAGGGUAGCAACCCUAACUACCACUGGAGAUGUUCGCUAUGUAAUUCAAUUAUUACUGGAUGUGUAUUAAACCUCAAUGAGUACUUCAAUCCUAAGGAACCAUCUAGUCAGUUAUUGGGCGUCACUGCAAUUCCUCUGUUUGACCAAAGACGUCACUUGUACAGUACAAGAAAUACAAGACAAAAUCUGUAGCACGUCAGCUGGCACAAGAAACGCCCACAAUAAACUGAUGACAGCUUUGCAAGUGGGCGACGAGGAAAAGGGGCGGAGUCGUGACUUUUCGCAGAGAAGAUGAAAAAAAAACUUAUAUCAGAGGAUUACAAUUUGCAUCACGCUACGAAAGAAGGAUGAGAAGGGGGGUCUAUUUUAUGCCUAAUAUCAUCCUCUUUCCCAGUAACUCUUUAGUCUUGGAACAAGGGAGGCUCGGGCUUGAAAAGUUUAAAGAAUUUUGAAAUUGUCAAUUUCUAAACACCACCACAUCGAGCUAAAACUUACAUCCAGUUAGCUUUAUCGAGCCGCGUUACAAUAGCAGAAAAUAACCGCAGAACAGCGCAACGCAGAUAUCCAUACUAUCUUGUAACAAAAAAUUGAUUCAUUGAUUUUUUKGCUGCUUAUUAGUUUAUAUUCAAUUACGCCAUGAAAAAUCGGGCACUCAUGAAGUUCGUAGACAAUCGAAAAAAGUCUAGAGCAUACGUUAACGCUAAUGAGGUCUAGUACAUGGUAACAUUUCUAUAGUUAUUAGUAUCGCAAAAGUAAAGUUAUUCAAAGGUUUGCAAGAAGAGUUCGAUAGGUGGCAGAAAGUGUUAGCAAUUGUGCCUGCAAAUCCAUACUGUUCCUUAGAAUGACUCAAUACAAUAUUUGUACAUAAAUCGAGAAAUAAAGUGAAAAAUACUAUGGUUA